Molecule: messenger RNA, 1158 nt
Organism: Metarhizium acridum CQMa 102
Lineage: Eukaryota; Fungi; Ascomycota; Sordariomycetes; Hypocreales; Clavicipitaceae
Biological process (GO): regulation of ruffle assembly
Cellular component (GO): ruffle membrane
Molecular function (GO): phosphatidylinositol binding
Source: RefSeq, a predicted model, not a curated record
AUGACUGCCUACAGCAUCCAUAAUUACAAUGGCGAUAACGCCGCCUACAACGACCGCACCAGUCAACAACAACAACAACAACAAGAGCAGCGGCAGCCUCCUGCCUACACCACUCCUCACAUUGAUCUCACACCCAGCUCGACCUUUGACGCCAACAUGAAUGCUCCCAACUACAACGCUUCCGUCGGAGCUGCUCCUCAAAAGCCCAGCUCCUUUGGGCAAAAGUUUCACUCCAUUACCACCAAGGCCGGCUGGCCGUUGAACAAGGCUGCUAAUGUCGUUGGCGCUGAGGGCUGGUGGCCUACCAGCGUGCAGAAGGAAUGCGGCAAGGCUGCUCAUAUUCUUCACUCUUUUACCAGCCUCGGCGCUUCUCCGGCCCCCAAGACAGACGGGCCUAUGCACCCGACCGGCAUCACUAAGAAGUCCUUGGUCAAGAUUCCCGACGCUGUCUUGAGAACCUGUGCCGGUCUUGCUAUCUUUAACGUGAUUCGUGCCGGUGCUUUCCAUGGCUCUCUCGCUGCUGGCUCCGGUGUUGUCGUCGCUCGCCGCCCGGACGGCACCUGGUCGCCCCCCUCAUCCUUUGUCGUUUCCACCGUCGGUGCCGGCUUCAUGCUCGGCCUCGACAUUUACGACUGCGUUUGCGUACUUAACACCCCGGUCCAGGUCAAUGCCUUUACCAACCCGCGCGUAUCUCUCGGCGGUGAUGCCUCCGUCGCCAUGGGCCCUAUCGGCGCCGGUGCCAGCGUCGACGCCGCCCUCUCUAAGACGGUCCGCCCCAUGUGGAGCUACAUGAAGAGCCGUGGUCUCUGGGCCGGCGUCCAGAUCGACGGCACCAUCAUUGUCAGCCGCGCCGACGCCAACUCCGUCUUCUACAAUGAGCGCGGCAUCUCGGCCAAGAAGAUCCUUUGUGGCGACGUUGCGUGGCCCAUGGGCGCAAAGCCCCUCUUUGAAGUUCUCGGGGCAAUCGAGGGCCGCUCCGACUUUGACCACACCGUUGUACAGGAAGUGGGCCGCAUGCCUUCUCCUGGCGACACUGUUCUGGACGAGAAGAGCGAGCCCGCUGCUGUCGAGUAUGAGCACCAUCAACAGCAGCCAAAACCCGCUCAUGACGAGUCUGUCCUGGAUGAGAAGGAGAGACUUGGGAGAGCUGGCUACUAA